AUGCGUGAGCAGUUGCAACAGUACGAACAUCGCUAUGAUGAGAUCCUUCAACAGGGUCGAAUCUUGGAAGAACAGCUCUCUGUAGCUAAGGCCGAGCUAAGCAAGGCCGAAGCAGAACUUCAGGUCGCUCGUGCAGGGUACCAAGAGCUUGAAGCCGCCCUAACCAGCUGCCGGGGUGACAACAACUUGCUGAACUUCCAAAACACCCAGCUACGUAGUUGCAAGUCAAAGACCGCGAGAUUCAGAGACUUCGCCAGGCUGCUGCAAGCGCCACGAGUCCUGGGUCUUCGCCUCCAACGUCUGCUCCUCGCCAGCCAGAUAAGCCGCCGGUACUUGCGUCAAGUGCAUGCUCUGGAUAAUAGUGGUGCACCUUCAUUGCCGCAAGUUGUCAAUGAGUCAGCCCCUUGCCCUCCUGCGACCGUCCCUCCUGCGACCGUUACCGAUCCUCGUGUUGAUCAGUUGAUUGAUGUCGUACAGCAAAUGCUUGCCCAAAGAAAUGGCACGGAUCCAGGAUGCAAUGAUGCAUCUCCUGUUCAUGAGAUCGAAGAGCCUGAAAGGCAAGAGAAGCACAUUGUUGACAGCCGAGCUUUGUUACAUCUCAAGCUUGAGCCGGUUCCUUCCGACGCUGCUGGUUUCCGAGCCUGGAAAAACUCGUUGUUGGUCCAGAUUGCCAAGCUUGACAUGUCAGGCGAAGGUUUGGUUGUUGCAUGGUUGUCUCGGUCUUUCACAGCUGAAAAAGAAGAGCUUACUGAAUCAGGUCUUCUUCCUCGCCUUGAUGCUUGGAUUGCUGGAGAGAUGACUUCCAUGCGUGUGUUGAAGCAAGUGACUGAGUUGGCGCAAGAAGUUAUCGCCUACGUUGAGUUGUGUGGCCAGACAGGGUCCCAGCCGAAAGGUCGAUACAUGCUUGCUCUUCUUGCUCGUCAUUUCAGCAUUGACCGCGUUCGAGGCACUGUGCUGACUGCUUCAACGUUGUUCCAGGUCGAAAUUGGAGGAAACUCCAUUCGAGAUCUCCGGGAUUUUGUGCAGCGCGUUCGGACUGUUCUGUAUUCAAUCCCAAUAGGACAGAGGCCGGAUGAUCGCCUCACUGGCGAAUGGCUCUUCCACCGUGUGAAGCACAUUAGGAAGCUAGAACGUGUCAUUGAUGACAUCAGAGAAUCUGCGCCAGAAUCCCGUCGUCGUGAGUGGAGUUACCUAUGGAACAAGAUACAAGACGUCAUCGUUCAAGAACGAGAAGACACCAAUGCUCAGUCGGUAAUCAAGUCCCUGCAGAUUGCAGCUCCGCAGGCAAAGGAUGGCAUCUGGUUGCAUGCACGGAGAGGAGCCGUUGCGAAGGCAGUCGUGGCAAUGAUUGCCGCCUCAAGCGUGUGCAACAUCCCUGGAGGCAACGCCUUCAGCGUUGGGUGGGCUGCGGAUACAGCUGCUGGUCGGCAUCUUGGAUCGGCACGGGCGUUGGCAGACCGGGGAAUUCCGUCGGAGUCAUACAGGUCGUUUCUUGCGCACUCAGCGAGCCUUGUUACGUUCCACGCAGGCGGUGGACCUCAGCCCGGUUCGCAGAGCUUGGGAUUUGCGUCCGACAAUAUGCCUCUCGCCAUUCACUACAUGUUGGACAACUGCCCAGUUGUUCGAAGCACUGGCUUGGAUGUUGAAUCUGGGAAGGCCUUCAUAUGGUUACCUGGUUCCCUUCCAUUCUUCGCGCAUGACUUGUCUAAGCUUCGGGUCGACUGCGCCGAAGAAGCCAAGCUUUAUGCCAAGCGCACAGAUGAGCAUGUGCCGAUCUUCACCAGCAAAUGUCAGUUUGUCCAUGGUCUUGCUGCAUCAGCUGAUUCUCUUGACGAGUCGGGUGAGGAAUGCCAAGAGCCUUCGCGUCCCGUUGCCCAUGAUCCAGCUGAAGAGUAUGCCAAAGACCUCCUAACAAAGCGUGGUGAUAUUCAGCCCAAUCAAGUUCGUAAGAUCUUUGGACUUAUGAAACGUGGUUCCGCAUCCCGAGGGAUUGAGCCGAGCGAUGACUCGUCCUUUGCAGUAGGUUGCUUCUGUCGAGGUGGUGUGGUCGGUCUACUGAAGUCCAAGAAAGGGGUCAUCCGGUUUUCCGCCAAAGAUCGACUUCGUGCCACGAAGCCUUGGACUGGUGAUCGACUUGUGAUGGUCUUGUGUGCGGCAAAAGAUCCUGCUUCUCUCGAGCAUGAUGUUUUGGAUGCUCUCAUAGGAGUUGGGUUUCUACUGGACAAUCUUCCGCUGGUUGAUGUCAUUCCCGCAGAAGUUGAUUCGUCCGAGAUACCUUCCUCUUCGUCAGGGGGGUUACCCAAAGAACAUCUUAUCGAAGCAAGCCCUGAUGGUCCUGCUGCGUCUGCGCUUCCUGAAGGGGACAAGCCUCUAGAUUUGAGUCCACCUGGAUUCCCCGUUGUGGAUGAUGCACAUGUCAGUGAUCGAGUUCGCAAACUGAGAGAUGAAGCUGUAAGUGUGAAGCAUCGCUUCUUCCACUUCCCAAAGAACCCGUUCUGUGAUGUGUGCAAUCAAUCCAAGCUCUUGUCCAGAAGAGUGUGUCGCAAGCCUCGUGAUGAGGACUCUGAGCCCGCGUUGCUUGAAGCCUCGGAAUUUGGAGAAGUCUUCGCAGCUGAUCACAUUCAUGUGUUCAAGUCACUCAGCGACUCCAACGCUCCCGGAAGAGAGUAUGUUGUGUUCGAGCAGUGCCCUGUUCAAUGA
Molecule: messenger RNA, 2700 nt
Organism: Symbiodinium natans
Lineage: Eukaryota; Dinophyceae; Suessiales; Symbiodiniaceae
Source: the annotation of a GenBank genome assembly